UGUAGAUAACCUAACAACCAACGAAUUGUUAAAUGAAAUGAAUAUAUAUGAUGACGUUAUGGAUAAAACAUAUAUGGUUUUUGAUGAAAAUUUGUUAGAAGACAAUGGUGAGUCAAGUGAUGGCGUUUUAGAAGAAGCAGAACAAUUAAUCGAAAAUAAUUUAUUAAACAAUUCAGAUCAUCGGGAAGAAAAUACUGAUUUAUAUACGAUUGAUUCAAUUUUUGAUGGCAAUUUUGGAAAUAUAAAUAUAUCAACUUAUCAAAGAAACUCACCUAAUACAGCCAAAUUAUUACAUUCGUUAGUUUAUGUUAUCACGAUGUUUAUGUGGGUUGUACAUAAUAAAUGUUUUAUGUUGACGGACCAUGGGAGUCGAUAUGCAUUAUCUUCAACAGUUGAUCCACAAUUAGUUAAAGACAUGCAACCACUUAUGAGUACUUCUUUAUUGAAUCAAGACCCAGAAAAUAAUUUUUUAGAAAUUCUUUUUGAUGCUAUUAUAUCAGAAGCGAACAAUUUUGAACAGCGUAACGAAGAAGAAAUGAUAGAUGAAGAUGACAAUAAUGUUGAUGAUGAUUUACAUAAUAACAUAAGUAAUAAUUUAAUGGUUUGUACUGAGUCUUUACAACUUAACAUACCAUUUGAAAUAAAUCACGAUAAUAAAUUAAGAAAUUCUUAUAAAUCUAUAAAACCAAACGAGAAACUUAUUAUUGGUAAUAAUAAUAAAUUAAUAUAUUCUAAUAAAUCUACAAAACUAAGAGGAAAACCUUUUGUUGACAUUAAUGAUUUAAAAAAAAUUCUUGAAUCUAUACAACAAAAUGAACAAGUUCAUACUAACAAUACAGACGAUACAAGUGAUAAAUAUGGUUAUGAUAGUAAAGAUAAUACGGAUGAUUAAGACAAUAGUGAUAAUACAUGUGAUAUGUUUUUUUUUUAAUGUUCUGUCUAAUAAAUAACAUAAAAAUUAAAUAAAUAAUAGGGAUAUAUGAGCCUUUUUUUUUUUUUUUUUAAUAGUUAUAUGAAUAUAGAGGUAAAAGUUUAAACAAUUUAAUAUAUGUGAAUAAUACUAACAUUUUAUUAUUAUAAUAAAGAUAUAAUAAUAAUAAUACUAUUUUUUUAUAAAUUUUUAUAAAUAUUAAUAU
Molecule: messenger RNA, 1136 nt
Organism: Piliocolobus tephrosceles (Ugandan red Colobus)
Lineage: Eukaryota; Metazoa; Chordata; Mammalia; Primates; Cercopithecidae
Exons: 2
Coding region: 38-892 (284 amino acids)
Source: RefSeq, a predicted model, not a curated record